Molecule: messenger RNA, 1477 nt
Organism: Ochotona curzoniae (black-lipped pika)
Lineage: Eukaryota; Metazoa; Chordata; Mammalia; Lagomorpha; Ochotonidae
Gene: GPR61
Product: G protein-coupled receptor 61
Exons: 1
Coding region: 63-1418 (451 amino acids)
Biological process (GO): G protein-coupled receptor signaling pathway
Cellular component (GO): plasma membrane; signaling receptor complex; endosome
Molecular function (GO): G protein-coupled receptor activity
Source: RefSeq, a predicted model, not a curated record
GUGGACUAGGAUGGGGGAUGGGCCUGUAACAGGAGGUGCCCUGGGUGUCCUCCUUCGGCCCCAUGGAGUCCUCACCCAUUCCCCAGUCAUCAGGGAACUCUUCCGCUUUGGGGAGGGUCCCUCAGACUCCAGGUCCAUCUACUGCCAGUGGGGUCCCGGAGGUGGAACUGCAGGAUGUGGCUUCCGAGUCGGUGGCCCUUUUCUUCAUGCUCCUGCUGGACUUAACCGCUGUGGCCGGCAACGCUGCUGUUAUGGCUGUGAUCGCCAAGACACCAGCCCUCAGAAAGUUCGUCUUUGUCUUCCACCUCUGUCUGGUGGACCUGCUGGCAGCCCUGACCCUCAUGCCCCUGGCCAUGCUCUCCAGUUCUGCCCUCUUUGACCACGCCCUCUUUGGGGAGGUGGCCUGCCGCCUCUACCUGUUCCUGAGUGUCUGCUUCGUCAGCCUGGCCAUCCUCUCGGUGUCGGCCAUCAACGUGGAGCGCUACUAUUAUGUGGUGCACCCCAUGCGCUACGAGGUGCGCAUGACGCUGGGGCUGGUAGCCUCCGUGUUGGUGGGCGUGUGGGUAAAGGCCUUGGUCAUGGCUUUGGUGCCAGUGUUGGGAAGGGUCUCCUGGGAGGAAGGUGCUCCCAGCGUGCCCCCGGGCUGUUCACUACAAUGGAGCCGCAGUGCCUACUGCCAGCUUUUCGUGGUGGUCUUCGCUGUCCUCUACUUCUUGCUGCCCUUGCUGCUCAUCCUCGUGGUCUACUGCAGCAUGUUCCGCGUGGCUCGUGUGGCUGCCAUGCAGCACGGGCCACUGCCCACGUGGAUGGAGACACCCCGGCAGCGCUCCGAGUCCCUCAGCAGCCGCUCCACCAUGGUCACUAGCUCGGGAGCCCCCCAGACCACUCCGCACCGGACGUUCGGAGGAGGGAAGGCGGCAGUGGUCCUUCUGGCUGUCGGGGGUCAGUUCCUGCUCUGCUGGUUGCCCUACUUCUCCUUCCACCUCUAUGUGGCCCUGAGUGCUCAGCCCAUCUCCACGGGGCAGGUGGAGAAUGUAGUGACAUGGAUUGGCUACUUCUGCUUCACUUCCAACCCCUUCUUCUAUGGCUGUCUCAACCGGCAGAUCAGGGGCGAGCUCAGCAAGCAGUUUGUCUGCUUCUUCAAGCCGGCUCCAGAGGAGGAGCUGCGGCUGCCCAGUCGGGAGGGCUCCAUCGAGGAGAACUUCCUGCAAUUCCUUCAGGGCACUGGCUGUCCCUCCGAGUCCUGGGCUUCCCGACCCCUCCCCAGCCCCAAGCAGGAGCCACCUGCUGUGGACUUUCGAAUCCCAGGCCAGAUAGCUGAGGAGACCUCCGAGUUCCUGGAGCAGCAACUCACCAGUGACAUCAUCAUGUCGGACAGCUACCUCCGUCCUGCACCCUCGCCCCGGCCAGAGUCCUGAUGGGCCCUGGACACUCGGAGGGACAGGGAGCCGGGGGCCACUCGUGAGUGCAAGGACUA